Molecule: messenger RNA, 3817 nt
Organism: Megachile rotundata (alfalfa leafcutting bee)
Lineage: Eukaryota; Metazoa; Arthropoda; Insecta; Hymenoptera; Megachilidae
Product: popeye domain-containing protein 1-like
Biological process (GO): striated muscle cell differentiation; heart development; skeletal muscle tissue development
Cellular component (GO): sarcolemma
Molecular function (GO): cAMP binding
Source: RefSeq, a predicted model, not a curated record
UUACUCGUUCCUUUAUGAAUCGAGUGAUCGAACGGUGCGUCGAGCACAUGUAACUCGGACGAACGUGCACUGUGUCAAUUGGUUUACGUGAACGUAUUGUUAACGGAGCAUCGGAUGCGUUUCUGGGAUUUCACACGACGAGAACCUGUGGUCGAGUCGGGAAAUCCAGUGACUCGCACGUCGACGAAAGAACGAACGCGAUUUGUGUUAUUCGCAUGUUAACGAUCGAUCACGGGGGUCGAUCGGACACCGUGACUCUGUCCAAUCGUACGGUGAAGAUAUCGAUAGUGAGUCAAGUCGAUUGCAAUGGUGUUGCACGAAGUGAUGACCUUCUGCUUGGCCGAAUUCAAAAUUCGAAGAAGCUCAACACCUUUGUGUCACCCCCUGCUGUCGACGCAUACGCACAGAAGACUGAGGUGUACUAUUCCGCACUCCAAACAACAUAUCGCUUAUCCACCAUAAGUGGAAGAAGGUGAUGGCCCGUACCACGCGCUCGCGACGAAAAAUGGCGAAUACGACUGAUGCCCCCUCGCCUGCGAGCAGCCUUUUGUCGUCCACAACGACGACCCCGUUCACCAGCCCGACAUCGACAACCUACUCCACCGAGGGCUAUACCUUCAAUUACAGCGGCUUGUCCAGUCUAGGUGGCUACUCGUUGGAGGACUUGAAUUACACGGAACUAUGGGUGGACGUAUGGAACAGCACCGAGGCUAGUAACGUGACCGAGAGGUUAAAUGCCACUGUACUGUCAUCAGGAGGAGGCUACUGCGAUGAAUGGGAGGCGGCACAGCAUAAACUCUUUCAGGCGGCGAAUCUGUUCUUCGCGGCGGCGUUCCUAGUGCCACGUUCUUUCAAAGCCUCGGUUCUGGCUCUUCGCACGUUUCUCACGGCCGGCUUCAUGUUGGCCGCCCUAUGGGCUGGCAUCACCAUAUGUGCACUGGACGCCAUGCUAUGGUGCCUGGCCCUUGGCCUUCUGAACGGUAUUCACUCGCUCAUACUCGCCUGUCGAUUUCUACCGCCUGCUCUCAGCCCGGAGCUGGCUGAGCUCUAUCUGAAACUCUUCAAGCCCUACAAGGUCAGCAAGAAGCACUUCCAGGAACUGGCCAAGGAGGCGAGGAUAUUGAAGCUGGAUUCUGGUCAGACGUACGCGACGGAAGGCGUCACGCCCGCCGACGAACGAUUAUCGAUACUCUUGCGUGGCAAGCUGAAGGUGACAUGCGACGGGACGCAUUUGCACCACAUCAAAGCUUAUCAGUUCGUCGACUCGCCUGAAUGGGAGGCCACGCACGAGAACAUCGACGACGUCUUCCAGGUGACGAUCCGCGCCGAGGAGUCGAGCACGUACAUCUGUUGGACGAGGCUGAAGUUGCUCAGGGUACUCAGGCAUAGGCCGCUACUGAAGGUCGUCCUCAACACCCUCAUCGGUAAGGACAUUACGUCCAAGUUGUACGCCCUUAACGAGCAGCUCGCUGGUGUCGCCGCGGCCAGUGAGACAACCACGUCGAAUCCUUACAGGGGCGUCGCGAGAAGUCUUAGCGUCGACGCUGUAAACACUGAAACUGCCGGAAGAGUACGCUCAACGACGUGGAAGGCACAAAGGAGGCAUAGUAACCCGCGCAGCGACAGGAGUUCACCGUCACGGUACUCGCACCAGUACUGGGCGCCCGUGGUGGCAAAUCAUUUCCCGCCGACUUCGCCGUUCACCCAGGGUCAGAACCUCGGGUAUUCGUUACUGCCUCAGGGUGUUCAGUUUUCACCACCACCACGUGCACCCCUCCUGUCGCAUCAGCCGUUGACACGGCAGCGUAGCGGCGAUUACACCCUGCUACCUCAGACACCGAAGCUCGAGAGGAAACGCUCGAAAAAGGGGACAAGGGAGGUGACAUUUGAAACACCAGUAUGACGGUCGCUUGACGGGGAAGGCCCUGCUAGCGUGCCCCUACUCUCUCUAUCGCCGCAGCGUUCCGCCUAGCCCCGUCGUGAAUUGAUGAAAUUAAAGCAGCUUCCAAGAUUCGUGCUGUGAAUCCCGUCGCCGCGUGGUCCGGCUCCUAAUCACACGGCCUAUCAUCCCAUCGGAGAGUGUCGUGCCCGCGUGGUCGCGUGACACCAGGACAAACACGGACGACAAUCGAAAACACUCGGGCACGAGUGUCAGUGGUCUGCGAGAAGCUCGACACGAUCGUGAAAAAAAAAAUUAGCACCGUGUCGAACGCUCGUAUUCGAAUGAAUAACGCGCGACGAAUCAAGACCAUCUUUCAUAUCCCGCAAGUGCUACGCCUUACGAACACGUUAUACCACACGCAGAGCCACGUAACACGUGCACGUACCUAAAAAUUAACCAGAGCCGUGUGUUCGCGAUCGAUCGUAGUGAAUGGAGGGUGUAUGGUGUCCCCGAGUCGUGUGUCCUGGUACACGUAUGCUCUUCAUCUUCUUCCUCUUUGUUUCUUCGAGAACGGCGGAGCGAAGAUUCGUUAAGGAGUUUCAGACAACUACUUUUCAAAGUCUGAGGAAGAAAGGGAAGGGUAAACUGGAACGAAGUCUCUUGGCCGGCUGAUGAAAGUCGAAGGAAGUCGAAGAAGGAAAACUGUUCGUAACUGGAAUUAAAAGCUUCAGCGUUGGAACGAGGAACAUCCGGUCGUGCCUGAACAAGACAGACAGCGAAAGAAUAAAAUAAAGGGGAAGAACGGAGAGGGUUGUUUUAUAUGCACAUUCAGAAAAGUCGACGAAAUGGCUCUUCCGUAAUCGUUCAAUCAUCUUUUUCUCCUGUUCGAUCGUCGCGACUCGAGUUGUCCAAAAUCCUUCUCCUUUAAUUGCACUUGUGAAUUCGUUCUCACGUUUGCUAGUGAUUUUCGAUUAAGGUCGAAGCUGUGUCAGAACGACAGGCAAAACAUGUUCUAAUUUUUUAAACGGUGAAUCAAGUGCAUACUCUUAAGGAAUGAUUUAAACUGUCUUUUAAAUUCUUAUUUUAUUCGAUAAUCGUUGUGUGCAGUUUCUCUAAAGAAAAUGGCGUGAAAAAGACUCAUCACUUGGGUUUUUAUUACUGAUAUCUUUUAAUUAUACUAAAAUUGUCGUUUUUAUAUUUCCCUGCGCUGGGGGCUCUAUGAGGCAAGAAUUUACAAAUGGUUAACAUUACACGUGUCUUCCCAAACUUAUAAUAGGAGUUCACUAAAAAAGUGAAUAAUAUGUAUAAGUAAGAAAGGCCCUCUACGGAAGAUUUAUCUGAAAAAUAUCGAAAUUUUACUACGUAAUGUGUAAUAAUUUAGCGUAUUAAACAAUGAAUUUUACAUCGCCAUUUUCCUUAGAAAAGUUUACCUGCACCUUCGUAAAUUGACUGUGAUUUUAACGGAUAUAAUUAUUAAACCUUUCAAAAGGAACGCUGGACAAACGAUGCAAAAAGUGACCUAACGUAAAGAAUAUUCUGAACAGCCUCGAGGUCGGGAAAUUCAAACGAAAAGUUCAUUGAAUUAAUCGUAAAUCGACGAGUUUAAAAUACAGGCAAAGAAUUGUAGUAUUACAGAUGUCCCCAAAUUAUUGCAACGUCGAUCAAGAAUUCAUAACAAACAUGACUCGUUCUCAAUCAAAUAAUCGAUACAUUAAAAUUAUUACAAUUCACUUCGUGCAGAAAAAUUUCACUUGCUUAAUAAAUAACACGAGUAAAGAUAUUAAUUCGCUGAAUCGUAUCGUAAAUCACGUCAUCCGCUGACCUUAAUAUCGAAUAAUGAUUAAUCAUUGUCUUCCAUUUGUCCUUCUAUUCUCCGACUUAAGUUUCUGAAUCCUUUCGCCCUCUAUUUAUUCCGAGUAUCAUAAAUCAACGCAU